UGCUUUUCCGCCCACAACAUACAUAUCAGGAUUACAUUGUAUAGGUAGUCAGCAGGGUAGUCAGUUUGCUGAUACGAAUGCCACCUUGCGGAGUUGGCGCGAACCACAGGAGAGGUCAAUGACCUUGAGUAACACCGUCCAACAUGGCAUCCUACGAGUUGUUGAGGUCUCUGGAAGUUGCAGUUUUCGCCGUUUUCCUUGUAACUUUGUGCAUCCCGCUGCUUUUAAGCAAGAGGAUUCGAUCUUGGGGCUACGCUUACCUCAUAAGCCUAACACCGAGGAUCUACAACAGAGAAAUGGACAAGCACAAGCGUCGACUGUUCUCAACUCUCAACGGGUGCUCUGCGAAAGAGGUGCAAAUCUUAGAAAUUGGAGCAGGUGGCGGAGCUAACUUCCAAUAUUUCCCGCCUAAAAGUCUGGUAACCGCCGAGGAGCCGAAUCCUGAUUUUGAAAAGUAUCUAAGACAGAGUGCCGAGGCGAACUCUCACUUGGCGCUAAAAUCCGUGGUGGUUGCCAUGGCAGAGAACAUGGCGGAGGUAGCAGACGACAGUGUGGACGCUGUCGUCUGCACGUUGGUUCUGUGUUCUGUCAGGGACCCGGCCGCCGUCUUCAGCGAAGUCAGACGCGUUUUAAAACCCGGUGGAACCUUUUACUUUUUGGAGCAGGUACGAGGGAAAUAUGGUUCGUGGACCAACUCUUUCCAGGCGGUUUUUGACCCGGUGUUACAGCUGCUCUAUGGCGGGUGUUCUGUCCAAGACCACACGUGGGAAGAGCUGGGACAGGCAGGGUUCUCCACUGUAGAGUGGGAGAGGAUCAGUGGACCAAAGUCAUGGUGGAUCUUUGCUCCUCAUGUGAUGGGAACAGCUGUAAAAUAA
Messenger RNA from Branchiostoma belcheri (Belcher's lancelet), 875 nucleotides. Its product is annotated as methyltransferase-like protein 7B. Gene Ontology annotation, molecular function: S-adenosylmethionine-dependent methyltransferase activity. The record is from RefSeq and is a predicted model, not a curated record. The transcript is spliced from 2 exons. NCBI's taxonomy places the organism in Eukaryota, Metazoa, Chordata, Leptocardii, Amphioxiformes, Branchiostomatidae. The coding region runs from base 144 to 875 and encodes 243 amino acids.